Cottoperca gobio is the source of this 1272-nucleotide messenger RNA. It is a transcript of the gene hmga1a, whose product is annotated as high mobility group AT-hook 1a. The record is from RefSeq and is a predicted model, not a curated record. Gene Ontology annotation, cellular component: nucleus; chromatin. Lineage: Eukaryota; Metazoa; Chordata; Actinopteri; Perciformes; Bovichtidae. Gene Ontology annotation, biological process: regulation of DNA-templated transcription. Gene Ontology annotation, molecular function: DNA binding; transcription coregulator activity. The transcript is spliced from 5 exons. Bases 171 to 476 code for a protein of 101 amino acids.
GAUUUGAAAGGGGCGGGCUGUGUGUGCUGUCUGACGAAUAAAAGCUGUAGCCUGUAGAUCUGUGUAAGGCUUUUUAACCGGGUACAACCAGCCGGGCUUAAAGGAAACCUUUCGUCUUAAAUUCAGAGCAGAGGCUAUAGCCGAGCGAAGGUCUGAAAAGCAAAGAGAACAUGAGUGACAAGGGGACAGUCUCACCUAAAGAUGAGGCAACACAGAAGAGGGGGCGUGGAAGACCCCGCAAGAAGCCCCAGGAAAAGACCUCUGACGAACCAAGCGGGUCCCCUGCUCCAAAGAGGUCCAGAGGACGGCCGAAGGGCAGCAAAAACAAGACUGUCAUCAAGGGCAAAAAGGCAGUGGCAGCCCCGGCUGUAGGGGGAAAACGCAGGGGAAGACCCAAGAAGGAGGAGAAGGAAGAAAAAGCUUCCCAGGAAUCAUCGGAGGAAGAGGAGGAAGAGGAAGAAGAAGACGACCAGUAAUUCACAACGCAUGCUACCUCACUCAACAUACUGACUUACUGUUAACCAGAGCUGGGCUGUAUCUCCAACACCAGUGCCACCACAUGACCACUGUUCACGACAAAGCCCUCUUUGCCAAACGGAGGGUUAACACAGUACAAAUAUCAUGCAGCAGCACUGGAUAGAACGAUGGACCUUGCUCAAGCAUAUAUCUAAGAAUUACAUGAAAGGUAACAGCCCUUUUCUCUACAUGUCCUGUUAUCACAAGUCUUUUAUACUGGACAAAAGUGUGCUCUGAGGAGCCUGGUUUUUCCCCUGAAGAUGGUUUGUAGGACUCUUCUCCGCUUAAUGUUACUUAUGUAUGUGUUGUACCCGCAUCUGAGAUGGUAGGGCGUAUAGAUUUUUCUCCAUGUUUUGUACUGGACAAAGGUGAAUUUUACCUACUUUUUCUUUUGUGUGUGUGCGUGCGUGCGUGCGUGUGUGUGUUUUUGAAGUGGUUAACCUAUCCCUUGCAUCGUAUUAUAGAUGGAGUUGAGCUUCAGCGUUUAGGAUGAGAAUAGGUAACAGAUGGUAGAAGUGUUUGUUUGUUUGUCGUCCCCCCCCCCCCACCCCCCACUAUUUCUAAUCUGCAGAAGUGAUUUCUCCCCAACCCACCAGUAGAGCGGAAUAGUCUUUAUCCCAUCCUGUAGGACAGUUUAGAUAUAGUCAUGCUUCUCAAACUUUCUGCGCGUAGUGGGGAGAUGUAAAGUGUAACGUUGGUCUGAUUUAGUUACUGUUUUUGUUCCUUCGGGUAACAUACCGUUUAUAAAAAAAAUAU